GUUGGGGACCACGUCAUCAUCACCUUGACAACUGAGGUGCAGCUGGGCAUGAAGAGGCAGAAUUCGGGCCUUGCAAGGCCUCGCCAUAGUGCAGAUAUCAGGGUCAGCCAGUGAGGAUCUUUUGCGGUUUGUGGAGAUGGACACCUUUAGCAGCAAGUUACAGCAGAAGGCUCUGCAGCAACCUAAGCAGAAGAAAUCCAAGUCGGCUGAAUUUCUGAUGGGGAGAGAGGAGAGAGCUGCUCUGGCAGGCAUAGAAAACCCAGCCUUCGAUGGAGGAGGAAGCACCGAGCUUUCCGUUCCUCCGGUUUGGCUGGGGAGAGAAAUUCGAGGUGACAGGCCAGAUAGCACCCUUGCAGCUCACCAAAAAAAAAUGGAGCUGCAAGCCCCUGCCAAAGAAAGAGGAAAUAAACGUGCCCAAAAUUACUUUGACCCGUUGUCGGCAGAGCAGACAGACCCAAGGCAUUGCAGGAUGGCUGGGGUCAGCGCUGAAGAUGAGCUGGAAUUAACAAUAUUGAAUGCUGAUGAAAACAGACUGUAUCAAAGAAUGGCUGCAUUGCUGGAUGAGGACGAUAGCUUCAUAAAUAUACCUGGUACGCUGCUAGCCUCCAGGGAUGAGGAGGUGUUGGAGGUGAAGGCGGGUGAUCCGGUGCUUCAGCGGCGACUGCUGCUCCAUGGUGGUGGUGAUGCCUCGGGCUCCAGGCCCUCCCAGGCCCAUACCAUUGCCAAAACCCAGGCUGGGGCUAGUGCUGGGCUGGGAGGAGAGGCUGGACUCGAAGCAGGGAGGAUGGUAAUGGGCAGAGAGAGCACUGUAAAAAUGGCGAGAGCUAAGGAGGUGAUCCCCCACUACACCCAGCAGCUUAGGGAGCGUGUGCGGCCUGACAUGAUCACGCUUGGCAGCCUUUCACUGCAGCAGCAAGCGGCUCAGAAGGGACCACUGAAGAGGAGUGAGUGGGCAAAGAGAAAGAAGAGACUAAUGGCCUUCUUCACUGGGAAUGUUAAGGAGCCUCAUUCACAAAGACACUGUGACGAGACAGUGAGAGAGGCACCACAACCCAGGCUGAACACGCUGCUUGAGUGCAGCAGAACCACUGAAAGCCCGUCACUCAGAGCGCUGGGGGAAGGCCAAGACGAAGCAGUGGCCAAAUACGGCCAGAUGACAGAGCUCCCAGAAUCCUCCUCUUCAGCAUCACAGCCCCUGUGGCAGUCUGCGUGCAUACAUCUCCUUCCAGUGUGGGGGUUUGGAGGCCUCCAUCACCUCCUCCCAAAUGUGACCCAGAGCACAACUCCCCAGCCUGUGGAGGUGUGUGUCUGUUGCCUAAAAGCCACCAGAGACAAGCUACCAAGGGGCCUCUACACUGUCAGUGUUGCCCUUCACAGCCGUCUAGGGGGUCCAGCUUUGGCCUGGUGCAGCAAGAAAGAGCAGCAACAAUGGGUGGUGUCCACUGAGCCAAUUGAGCAUCGGGGUCGCUUCUAUGACACUGACCUGCACAUUAACCAGAGCCUGUUCAUGAUCCUACCUGCAGCCUGUGAGGUUGUCCCCUCCAUGGUCAUGGUAUUCCAACUGAUCGCACUACCAGGACACAGCAGCCACAUCAGCUCUGUGCUGGCCUGGGGGGCAUUUCCUGUUAGUGGCCCAGACCUCAGUCAUGUCCACGGCAGGUUCAAGACCCCUCUACUCAGGGGGGAGCCGAACACACAACUGGACCAGUUUAAAAAAAUUGAAGCCCUCAUCUCCUCUGAUCUAGACCACUGGCUGUGCAACCUGUACUUCCAGGUAAAGAGGCUCCCUUCCAGAACAUCUGGGGGGUCCGAGUGCUGCAUCACCCUGCCGUUACUCCCACCUAACCCCCCUGUCAUGCCUCAACCUGAGGUCCAUAUUGAACAAGCCCAAGGCCAACUGCCUCUCCAGCCCCAGCCCCAAUCACAGGCCCAGCUCCGUCCUCAGCCGAUUCAUCCCCAGUCCCAGUUCUACCCCCAAAAGCAGCGGCAUGCGAGUCCCAGCAGCAGAGCAGGAGAGCCCGCUGUGGUACAUUCUCACCGGGGGUCUCCUCUCCACCUGUCAGCUGAUUCUGCUUGCUCUUCCUCAUCUCUGCCAGGGAAGAAUCCAUCCUCGGGAGCCAUUUCUGGAAACACGGGAGAGAAGAGUGAUCCAUGCAGGGAGAAAGCAGAGGGUGGGAUUCACUACAAGAAGAAGCCAAUCAAGAAGACAAAUAGCUGCGGCCCCAGCGUGAGCGGCAGUGGCGCACCGCCUCGGCAGGCAGACAAACAGAAGAUGCAGCCUUCAAUGGAGAACCUCUCCACGGAGGAGAUGGAGGAGUAUACAUUCUCCCUACACUCAGUACUGACUGGAUCUGGCUCCUGCCCCUCACGCCUGUCCGACCGAGCCCGCCUGACCCUCCGCAUGUUGCCGUCCGAGCUGGGCCUGCCGUUGCCGCGGCAACAACAGCCGCAUAGUAGCUGGCGUGGCUCCGUUCGGCAGCUCGGCCUCAUUAUGCUGCUGCUGGCUUUGAUGUGGUUUGUGAGGCUCUACCUGCAUUACUGCAGCCAGUGGCUCUACCUCCAGGCCAUAGCAGUUCCUGUCAACAAAUUCCAGUUCCACGCGCACACGGUGGACCUCGUAUACCAGAGUUCUUUGCUCCACACCCGGGAGGAGCUGGCGAUGGUGGUGGUGGGUCCCCUGACCUUGAAUGCAGUAACGUUCCUGCUGGUUCUGAUCAGAUGGGGCUGUCAACAGAUAUUUGGCUCACUCCCUUCCUUCACGUCAAAGUUUAUCAUGGCUCAGGGAGUGUGGACAGUCCUCGACCCCCUGGCAGUCUUUGCAGUGGACGCUGUCCUCGGGCAUCUCGCCUACAGCCCAGACACACCGGUGGGUGACGCAGCCAAGCUUUACUGGCACUUCUAUCGAGCUGACCAAUCAGGUGGAGCGGGAGUGAUCAUCACUCUCUUCCUCUACGCAGUGCUAUUCCUGCUCUCCAUCACAAUCCUCACCAUUUACCUGCUCAGAUUCCACAACGAUGGUCGCAUGCUGGACGUCUUCCAGCGGCUCACAGCCAAGGAGGGGGCGUACUUCCUGCCUCAAGACCUGGAGUUGUCCAAUCAGGAGCUGAGCUACAUUGUCAAAAAGGCGGAGCAGUGGAGAGGCUUCAAUGGGGAGAGGCGCAAGGUGGCAGUCUAUGACUAUAUCUGGACUGCGGAAGACCCCUUGGCAGGUUCUGCGGCCCCUAGUGAAAGCCCAAGGGAGAGGGCACCCUUACCAGAUGGAGAGACCAGCACACAUGUGGCAGUCUACACCCUGUACUUGAGUGGGAUGAAACAAAGAUACAGGCACUUCCUCCGACAACCGGAUGGAGCUAUCAUUGAGGUGAUUGGUGACGUGGAAGUGGUGGACAAUCCAGCCAGGAUGAUGCCCUGCCCGGGUCAGGGCUCUGCCAGUCAGAGAGAGGACAAGGAAGGUGCAAGUGCUCCACAACAGCUACGGAAACGGAAGAAACUAUUUGGGAGGUCCCGCCGUGUUGAGCCAGUAGGAGAAAGUGGGUGUGGCUCCAGUUUUGCACUGCAAGACCUCAACCAAUGAUAUCAAAGCAAAGGAAGAGAUAGUUGGACCUUGAAGUCGUUAGGUGUUCAGCGCUGCCUCAACACAAUGAAAAAUGAAGAUUCUAAAAGUCACUAAUCAGAACACGAGUGAUAAAAUAUCAAUAUUGGCCUCACAUUAAGCAGGAUAAUAUUCAGGCCAGCUUGAUUUGUAUUGAAUAUGUGUCUGCUAGCCGGUGCUCAGUGUAAUGAAGUGGCUCACAAAUCAGGCCAUAAUGGCUGCCUACUUACACAUAUUGCUUAAUUAAAGGUUGUGAGCUUAUUAGCAUGUGUCUCUGGCACAGGGUGCAGGGAGAUGAGAAUCGGGACUGAUGUCAUUGAGGGCCAGGCUUUUAAAGGUUUUAUAGAUAGCUAACCUAUCAUACUAAAGCCAUAGCCACCCCCCACCCAAAAUCGGAUCUUAAUAACCUGUCAUUUUCAUUGAUGAUGAUUCCCCUUUAUGGGCAGCCAUUAUGGAUCAAGUUCUUGGUCUUUCUGGAUGGCGAUAGCGGCUGUUCAUGCUUGCCAUUAUCAGGAACACACCUUACUUUGGCCUUGAAGUUGCUCCUCACCUCCAUGUUUAAAGCAUUGCAUUCAUAGCCCAGGGGGGGCGGUGGCGCACAGUGCAUAUGGACACACACACACACACACACAAUGCAUUCACUCUCACUCAUACACACUCAUUCAGCCACAGGCCUUCGCAGCCUAAAAGUCCCCAUAAAAGGAAGACACGAUUAAAGAAAAAAUUAGAUGACAUUUUUGGAUUCACCAGUCCAUCUGUAAUACAAAAUGAGGAAAGCACAACAUGUUGGCAUAAUUCUACAGGCAGUUCCAUCUCCACUGUGUGCAAAUACUCAGCUGAUAAUGACAUUUUGUUUAUUUUGGUGUAGUGUCAGCAUUGGCAGGUUUCUGUUGUUGCUUCCUGUCCUUCUGUCUGCCUUUGAGACUAGCCAGAACCUAUAGAGCUAAUGCGCUCCAAUUAGAGAUCACUCCAUUAACAGUGACAGUGCUACACCCCCCAAUUCAAUCAGCCCCAUAAUGAACAUUAAGCAGAGACCCGGCCUUUCAGAGAUGACAGGGACCUCUUCUCCUUCUCUCCAUUUGUCCUACCUUACUACCUCUAUAGUAUACAUUUUUUCCCCUUUUACCCAACUUCUGUUCUUUUUACUUUCUCUGUGACUUUCUUUAAUAGCACAGUAUAUGUAGAACAUGAUGUUGGUCUGAACAGCGAAAUAUUAUUCCUCUGGUCUCUGUAUCUGUUUUGAUAGGUUAAUACUUUGAUAUAAAUCUAUAAUUUUUGAUGAAUGACUUUUGUUUCUCCUCCUGCUUUCUCUCUCGUGUGAUGUUUUCUGAGAGUAUCAGCAGCUUUGCAGUUCAUCAUCAUCAAAACAAUGCCCUGUGCAAUAUUCUCCAACUGGGGGCAGAGGGUGCCGAUACAGAGGGGGCAAAGGUAUUUCAAUGGUUCAAAUAUUUGAUUGUUAAUGACAAACACCAUUUCACCACAAUUUAAAUUUCAAAUUGAUCCCUGGGAGCAAUUAUUUCUGGGGGAGAGAAACACGCCGCUAGGUCUCUGCUACACACAUUUGCUGAUUUAAGUUAAAAGAAAACCUUUUUGCAGAGCUAUCAUAAGGGAGCUGCAACUUUUUGAAGUGAGUGCCUACAUCUGCUUAGAGCCAACCCAACCUGGGGAUGUUGCUGGAGAGUGAGAAAAGAGGGGAAAAAUAAAACAUAAAAAGAAAAAAAUAACACUUUGUCUAAUUCUAUAUUUAUGUAGCCCUCAGCUGGAGGUAUUCACAUAAAACAGUUUGUAUUCAGAAGUGCUGCGGUGAUCGUUAUGCUGCACAUUGAGAUCGGCAACUCUUCGGGCACAGUUGGCGGGUGCAGCUCAGCCUGAUUCAUUUGAAUUAAAGUUACCCAACUAAAUAAAAGGGAUUCAUAUUCCCACUUUUGCUGCUUUGUUUUUUUUUUCUUUUCAAACCUUUUUCUGAUUGUUUUUUUUAAGCGGACCACUGAAUCAUUUCUUUUGAUGAAGAACUUUGUACAUUUACUGUCUUUGCAUACAUGUCUGUAUUUUCUAUUUACCCAACUUCAUUUAUGGCACCUUUUUGUUUGAUGUUGAAAUGUAAUUAUGUCUUGUAAAGGAGUGGGAGAGCUUGGCGUUCUGAUACUCUUUUGAUCAGAGAAAACCUUCGGUAUAAUAUCCAUCAGGGAAGUCUGGCGUUACAUUCAGCUUAACUUGUGGGUACCUCAAUCGUAUGUUCACAUUACUUCUCAUCUAUAAAUAAUAUUUAUUUUGCUGAAAAAUAUCAUCUGAAAUAUUAAAUAAAAGUCUAACUUUUUUCAAA
Molecule: messenger RNA, 5915 nt
Organism: Dicentrarchus labrax (European seabass)
Lineage: Eukaryota; Metazoa; Chordata; Actinopteri; Moronidae
Gene: ofcc1
Product: orofacial cleft 1 candidate 1
Exons: 26
Coding region: 137-3574 (1145 amino acids)
Cellular component (GO): perinuclear region of cytoplasm
Source: RefSeq, a predicted model, not a curated record